CGCAGUCGGUCCGUAAAGAUAUGCACCCAUCACCAAAUCAAUUGAGUAACUCGAAAAGCCUCAUUCGCUUGCCAAGGCGGGGCGUGCAAAACAAAUGCUAGUGCUGCACCCCAACAUGGUGGCCUCCACAGUGACGAGCCCACUCCAAGCCGAUGUUGGUUUGCCUUUCGGCAGCGACGGGGGCCAGUAAAUGAUGCUUUCGUUUAUAAAGGGCCCCCUAGUCUCGCUCCUCUUCCGAUCUGCUUGUCUGUCCGUUUAGCAUCCCCAUCAAUUGACUUUGUAUCACGACGAGCUGCUCUCCAACAGCAUCUCCUCCAUCAACCAUGGGUCUUCUUGAAAAGGUCCCAACAAAGCCCAGCGCCGAUGCUGGCAAAACAUGGCCAGCUAUUGCCAUGGGUUUCUUUGUUGCCUUUGGUGGCAUCCUCUUUGGCUAUGAUACGGGAACCAUCGGAGGUAUUCUUGGCAUGCCCUACUUCAAAGAACACUAUGGCACAUUCGACGAAGCAAACAACACGUAUGAAAUCUCGACCUCGACAAAAUCCGCCAUUGUUUCCAUCCUAUCUGCUGGAACUUUCUUUGGAUCCCUGUUUUCGCCUGUUCUGGCUGACCGUCUUGGUCGCCGUCCUGCGCUUAUGAUUUCUACCUGGGUUUUCAACCUAGGUGUCAUUCUUCAGACGGCUUCGACCUCAAACCCUCUUUUCUUGGCCGGUCGUUUCUUUGCUGGCUUCGGUGUUGGUCUUGUAUCCGCUUUGAUCCCUCUGUACCAGUCCGAGACAGCUCCAAAAUGGAUCCGUGGCGCUAUUGUAGGCGCCUAUCAGUUCGCAAUCACCAUUGGACUUCUCCUUGCCGCGGUUGUCGAUAACGCUACUCAAGAACGUACCGAUACCUCUAGCUACCGUAUCCCUAUUGCUGUGCAGUUCGCUUGGUCUUUGAUCCUCUUCUUCGGCAUGAUGAUCCUUCCCGAAACACCCCGAUACCUGAUUCGCGCCAAGCGCAUGGACAAGGCUGCCAAGGCUCUUGCUUAUAUGCGCCGUCUUCCUGAAGAUCACCCUGUAAUCCAUGAAGAGCUACACGAGAUCAAGGCCAGCUACGACCAUGAGAUGAGAGAAUCGCAGCACACAACCAUUCUUGAUUGCUUCAAGCCACCUAUCCUGAAGCGCCAGCUCACAGGAUGCGGUCUUCAAGCCCUCCAGCAACUCACUGGUAUCAACUUCAUCUUCUACUACGGUACAACUUACUUCACAAAUGCCCAGGUCGGAUCACCCUUCACCAUUACUAUGAUUACAUCCGCCGUUAACGUCGCAAGCACGAUUCCUGGCCUGUAUCUGGUAGAUAAAUGGGGUCGCCGCCCCAUUCUCCUCGCUGGCGCCAUUGGCAUGUGUAUCUCGCAACUCAUUGUCGCCAUCACUGGUACAGUAUCCACUGGUCAAUACACUGCGGGUGACAUACUACCCGAGGGAGCCUUUAUUGGUAAGGUCUUCGUCAAGGAUUUGGCCACCCAAAAGGUCGCUAUUGCAUUUGUGUGCAUCUACAUCUUCUUCUUCGCUUCGACUUGGGGCCCUCUGGCUUGGGUUGUCACCGGCGAGAUCUUUCCCCUCCGCACCCGUGCCAUGUCUCUCAGUCUUACAACCGCAACCAACUGGCUACUGAACUGGGCUAUCGCCUUUGCGACUCCCUACCUUACUGACUAUGGAGCGGGAUCUGCCAACUUACAAUCCAAGAUCUUCUUUGUCUGGUUUGGCGCCUGCUUCCUCUGUAUUGCAUUUGUAUACUUCAUGAUCUAUGAGACCAAGGAUCUCACGCUCGAGGAGGUUGAUCUGUUGUACGAGGAUGUCAAAUUUGCUCCGAAGUCCACUUCGUGGACUCCUCCUAAGGAGUCUUGGCAGCAGCGCAAGAGCAUUGCCGAGCAGCACAGCAGCAAGGCCAACGAGACGAACCAAGAAGGUCCUGCUGAUCACGUCGAGGGUGGCUCUCCUACUGUUGGAGGCACAGACACCAUCUCGCCCACUACUAUGGCCUAAACGCCAAGAAUUUCUCACUUCGUAUUUGUACUUAUUUAGGAUUUGAUAUAUGCUUCUAUGCAGAUAUCUGAUCAAAUGAAAUAUGAUUUUUUUCUUGUAUCAAUUGUUUGUACAUUACGAUGCCCUUAACCACUACAUUGGGGAAUAAAGUUACUAGGCAUGGAUGAGAGGCGUCUUACAAAUGUGACGCGGUCUAUGUCAUUGUCACGAUUGUCUGUUCAGCCAGUAGCAGUCUGUUAAACUGACUUACCUCGCCAACUCUAUUGUUGACAAAAUCUAAUGACUUCAGCCAACUCGCUUGCUCGCACGCGUUCACUCGCAUCUGCUACGCAUCACACAAACACACACACAGAGCUCACUCACUCACUUCACCAUCAACACAUCAAUCGCGCACAGCUCAGCUCGAUCAAACCAUCCUUGUCCACACUAAUCUCGUCCUAUAGAACAGAAAGGAAACAACAUCGCAUCCCCAGUUUCUUGUCCAUCGACAGGAAUAUUAAUUUUCUUUCUUUUCUUCUAGCACCACUUCUUUUCUCUCUAAUCCAGGAUUGCGCAUAUUUGGUCUCUCUGGUCGUCGCUGGGCAAUAAGACCACCAAGUUGUGGUCAGCCGUCAGAAAACAACACAGAGUGGCAAACUCAGCAUCCGUUUCACCGAUACAUGUAUCUGCAUCAUCCUCUACUCAUUCCCAUUCCUUGUCAUGCGAUAUGUUGUAUCGUGCUUCAUCCCCAGAGAAAUAUCUGCCUUUCGAACAGUGGGUAAUCCGAGAAUAAAACCGUGUUCAAUUGUCGUCGCCAUCAUUGGCCGACCCGCUCACAACUUCGUCUGCUUGGUAUCAUGUUGAAAAGGAAAGAAAACAGUGUCAUAUGAUAAUCUACGCCGCUAUUGCGCGCGACGCAGGCAUCAGUGCAGGUCAGCAGCGCACCUCGCGAGAGCCAGUCUCAAGGUCAAGCGCUGCAACCCCAUUGCAAAAACUUCCUACUGAGAGUAGGUAGGGAAAAAAAGAAACAGAAGUAGAACCCAAGGAACAUAAAACAUAAAAAAAAGCAAAAGAACCCAAAAACGGCAGUUGGCCGAUAGAUAAAAAGUAACCAGAAGAUAACAUAUUCUUCGGUAACGAAAUAAGACGAGAUUUCGCAGUAGCUCUAGAUAUAAGAAUGGCGUUUUUAGAAUGCCACACUGUUAUCCAGAGAAAGCCGCUUGACCCCUACAUCCAUCAUUCCAUAGAAAGAGAAAGGGUUGGACAGAUGGAAUUGCCUGUCACCGCUUAGGCGACGGGGGCAAUGGGGGCUACAGGCGCGGCGGGGGCAGCGUUGGCCAUAUCAACAUCGCUGGGAACCACAGGAGCCUCGCCGGCGGCAGCCUUCUGGGGGCAGUCGCGCGAGAUGUGGCCGGCCUCACCGCAGCCGUAGCAGGUCUUGCCGGCAGUGUUGAGAGGACCACCGUUAGGCGCAGUGCAGUCGCGAGAGAUGUGACCGAGCUUGCCGCAGGCGUAGCACUUCAUAGCCUGAGCCUGGCAAUCACGGGCGAAGUGGUUGGGACCACCGCACUUGUAGCAGGUAGCAGGACGAGGGCCGCCGGCAAAGGCGCCGCGACCACCGAAGCCACCAGCGUAACCGCCACGGCCCAUAGGGGCACCACGGCCCAUAGCAGGGUUGGGACCAACGGGGUUUGUGCAAGCGCGAGCAAGGUGACCGGGCUGUCCGCAGUUGUAGCAGCGACCUGAGGUGGCGUUACCAGACAGGCGGAGGGUAGGGCAGUCAGCCUGGACGUGACCAAGGCCCUGGCAGUGAUAGCACUGCUUGGCCUCAGU
Molecule: messenger RNA, 3833 nt
Organism: [Torrubiella] hemipterigena
Lineage: Eukaryota; Fungi; Ascomycota; Sordariomycetes; Hypocreales; Clavicipitaceae
Source: the annotation of a GenBank genome assembly